GGGAGGAGGAGUGAAUCAGAAAGACAAUAGAGUGUGUGUAUACGAGCUAAUGCCGUCAUGGCUCCUUGGACAAGGACCAGUACGGAGAGGUAUGGUGUAGUAAAAUGGAAUUUUGUCGGCCAAGGAGAGAAACAGCUUUCCCUUGAGGUAGGAGAGACUGUGUACAUCCAGGAGACCUGUGAUGGAUGGUACAAAGGCUAUCUGGCCAGGAACAAGGCCCGAAAGGGAGCAUUCCCUGCCAGUUUUGUCCAGCUGAAGGAAGUCAUCGUUGAAAAACGAGGAGAUGAAGAGGUGGUGAUGUCUGCAGAGAUGCCCCUGGUAAAGGAGGUGACCACAACACUGAGGGAGUGGGGGACCAUAUGGAAGCAGCUCUUUGUGCUCAAUAAAGAGACACGUGUGAAGCAGGUCCAGAGGCUCAUGUGGGAGCUGAUAGAGUGGCGUUCGCAGCUUCUCUCUGGCACCUUGCCUAAUGACGAGUUUAAAGAGCUCAAACAGAAAGUCACCUCCAAGAUUGACUAUGGAAACAAGAUUCUGGAGCUGGACCAGGUGGUUCGGGACAUGGAUGGGAACAUCCUGGAGCCCGAGCGGGCCAGUGUCAUCAGCCUCUUCCGGGCCCACGAGGACGCCACAGCCAAAAUCAAUGAACGCAUCAAAGAGGAGCAGUUCAACGUCCAGACAGACCACUCGGGGAUCUCGGCCCGGAUCCAGUCCUCUCCCACCCACAGCCUCUACGUCUUUGUCAGGAACUUUGUCUGUCGCAUUGGAGAGGACUCCGAGCUCUUCAUGUCCCUCUAUGACCCCAUUAAACAGACCAUCAUCAGUGAGAACUACCUGGUGCGCUGGGGCAGCAAAGGCUUCCCCAAGGAGAUCGACAUGCUCAACAACCUGAAGGUUGUCUUUACAGACUUGGGGAACAAAGACCUGAGCAGGGAGAAGAUUUAUCUGAUUUGUCAGAUAGUGAGGGUGGGCAGGAUGGACCUGAAGGAGACCCACAGCAAAAAGUUCACUCUUGGCCUGAGGCGGCCUUUUGGGGUGGCAGUGAUGGACAUCAGCGAUAUCAUCAAAGGAAAGGUGGAGUGUGACGAGGAGAAGCAGUACUUCAUUCCCUUCUGUCCGGUGGUGGCUGAGAACGACUUCCUCCACACCUUGCUGAACAAAGUGACGACAUCUCGUGGAGACAGUGGAGGCCAAGGUCUGUGGGUGACCCUGAAGGCACUGGUAGGGGACAUUGUUCAGAUCCGUAAGGAAUACCCUCACCUGGUGGAUCGCAGCACAGUCGUAGCCCGCAAGCUAGGCUUUCCCGAGAUCAUCAUGCCAGGAGAUGUUCGCAAUGACAUCUACCUCACCCUGCAGGGCGGUGACUUUGACAAGUACAACAAGACCACGCAGAAGAAUGUGGAGGUCAUCAUGUGGGUGUGUGACGAGGAGGGCAAGGCUAUACAGAACUCCAUCUGUCUGGGAGCAGGGGAUAAGGCAGUCAAUGAGUAUCGAUCUGUCAUCUACUACCAAAUUAAACAGCCUCGCUGGAUGGAGACAUUUAAGGUGGCAAUCCCUCUGGAAGAAAUGCAGAGAAUUCAUUUACGCUUCAUGUUCAGACACCGCUCAUCCCAGGAGUCCAAGGAUAAGAGCGAGAAGAACUUUGCCAUGGCUUUCGUGCGUCUCAUGAAGGAGGAUGGGACGGUUCUUCAGGAUGGACUGCACGACCUCGUGGUCUUCAAGGGUGACAGUAAGCGCAUGGAGGAUGUGAACUGCUACUUAUCUCUGCCCUCCACCCGCCACCAUCACGGCGACCUCCACAAGGGGGCGGCGCUGAGCCGCAGCUCCAGUAGUGUUAGUGGGAGCGGGGGAGGCCUGUCAGUCAGCUCCAGGGACAGCUUCACCAUCUCAACCCUGGUCUGCUCCACCAAGCUCACCCAGAAUGUGGGCCUGCUGGGACUGCUCAAGUGGAGAACUCGCCCUGAACUCCUCAAAGAAAACCUGGAGAAGCUCAAAAUCAUCGAUGGAGAGGAGGUGGUCAAGUUUCUGCAGGACACGCUGGAUGCCCUGUUCAACAUCAUGAUGGAGCACUCUCAGACUGAUGACUAUGACAUCCUUGUCUUCGAUGCCCUGAUCUACAUCAUCGGUCUGAUCGCUGACAGAAAGUUCCAGCAUUUCAACACAGUGUUGGAGGCCUACAUCAAGCAGCACUUCAGCGCCACACUGGCCUACAAGAAGCUGAUGUCAGUGUUGAAAAGGUACCUGGAUGUGUCCAGCCGAGGGGAACAGUGCGAGAACAUCCUUCGCACCCUCAAAGCCCUCGAGUACAUCUUCAAGUUCAUCGUUCGCUCACGCAUGCUCUACUCCCAGCUGUAUGAGGGGAAGGAACAGGCGGAGUUUGAGGAGUCACUGAGGAGGCUGUUUGAGUCCAUCAACAGCUUGAUGAGGACUGACUACACCACCACUCUGCUGCUCAGAGUUGCUGCGCUGAAGUACCUCCCGACAGUCUUACAUGAUGUUGAGAAAGUGUUUGAUGCCAAACUCCUCAGUGAGUUGCUGCACGACUUCUACACCUGUAUCCCUCCUGAAAAACUCCAGAAACAGAAGGUGGCCUCCAUGACUGAGAUUGUCAGCAGUCAACUCUUCCAGAGACAAGAGUGCCGUGAUGUGCUGUUACCCAUGAUGCUGCGGGAGCUGAGCGGGGCGCUGGCCAGUAUGGCCGACGGGCCUCAUGAUGAGAGGAGGAACAGCCUGGAGCUACUCAACAACAUCCUGGAGGUCCUGAGCAGGGAUAAUGUGGGGGCAACAUUUCAACAUAUCCAGGACAUUGCCGUGUCUCUGCUGAGGAUCAUCAACCAGACAGUCAUCACUAUGGGUCGAGAGCACGCCCUCAUUUCCAGGGUGGUGGCCUGCAUGACAGCUAUUCUCAGUCAGAUGGAUGACCGUCACUACUCCUUAUACAUAGAAACCUUCACUGGCACUACUGAUCUUGUGGACUUCCUGAUGGAGACCUUCCUGCUCUUUAAAGACCUGAUUGGAAAACAUGUCUAUCCCUCCGACUGGAUGGCCAUGAUCAUGGUGCAGAACAGAGUGUUCCUGAGAGCCAUCAAUAUAUAUGCUGAUACUAUGAACCGCAAGUUCCUCAAUAACGACGACUUUGAAGUGCAGUUGUGGAAUAACUAUUUCCACUUGGCGGUGGCGUUUAUUACCCAGGAGUCUUUGCAGCUUCAGCAUUUCUCGCCGACCAAGAGGAACAAGAUCCUAGCCAAGUAUGGAGAUAUGAGGAGACUCAUUGGUUUUGCCAUACGUGACAUGUGGUACAAACUUGGCAGCCAUAAGAUCUGUUUCAUCCCUGGCAUGGUGGGUCCCAUCCUAGAGAUGACUUUGAUCCCAGAGGAGGAGCUGAGGAGAGCCACCAUUCCCAUCUUCUUUGACAUGAUCACCUGUGAACACACACACUCUGGAAACUUCCACAAGUUUGAGAAUGAGAUCAUCCUGAAGUUGGACCAUGAGGUGGAAGGUGGAGGAGGGGAUGAGCGAUACAUGCAACUGCUGGAAAGCAUCCUGCUGGAGUGUGCUGCUGAGAAGCCGUUGCUGAAGACUGAGGUGGAGCACUUUGUCACCCUGGUGAAGGGACUCCUUGUCCGUCUCCUUGACUACCGCACUGUGAUGAGUGACGACAGCCGCAACAACCGCAUGAGCUGUACCGUCAAUCUUCUGAACUUUUACAAAGACAUCAAUCGUGAAGGGAUGUACAUCAGGUACCUCUACAAGCUGAGGGACCUUCAUCUGGAUGGAGAGAACUACACAGAGGCAGCAUAUACCUUGCUGCUCCAUUCUCGCCUGCUUAAGUGGUCAGAUGACGGUUGCAGCCCUCAGUUCGAGUUUCAUGGCUCCCAAACCCAGAGGCAGCUCAAAGAAACACUCUACGACACCAUCAUCGACUACUUUGACAAGGGCAAGAUGUGGGAGGAGGCCAUUACUCUGUGUAAGGAGCUGGCUGAGCAAUAUGAGAACGAGAUCUUUGACUAUGAGUUACUCAGCAAGAGACUGGAGAAGCAGGCUAAGUUCUAUGAGAACAUUAUGAAGAUCUUGAGGCCUAAGCCAGACUACUUUGCAGUUGGUUACUAUGGACAGGGCUACCCUCCUUUUCUCAGGAACAAGGUGUUUAUCCAUCGUGGUAAGGAGUAUGAGCGCAGGGAGGACUUCCAGAACCAGCUGAUGAGCCAGUUCCCCAGUGCUGUGCGCCUCAACACCACCACCAUGCCAGGGGACGAGAUCAGGAACUCCCCGCUGCAGUAUAUCCAGUGUUUCACCGUGCAGCCUGUCCUCGAGAUCCCUCCUCGUCUGAAGAACAAACCUGUCCCCGACCAGAUCAUCAACUUCUACAAGUCCAACUAUGUGCAGCGUUUCCACUACUCCAGACCUGUGAGGAAAGGACCUGUGGACCCCAACAAUGAGUUUGCUUCUAUGUGGAUUGAGCGCACAACCUUCACCACUGUCUACAAGCUUCCAGGGAUCCUGCGCUGGUUUGAGGCCACUGACAUGAAGCAUACCACCCUGUCUCCACUGGAGAACGCCAUAGAGACCAUGGAAUCCACCAAUGAGAAGAUUCUGACCAUGAUCAACCAAUACCAGGCUGACUUGAGCCUUCCCAUCAACCCCCUCUCCAUGCUGCUCAAUGGCAUCGUGGACCCAGCUGUCAUGGGCGGCUUUGCCAAGUAUGAAAAGGCGUUCUUCACCGAGGAGUAUGCUCUGCAGCACCCAGAAGACAGAGAUAAACUGCUGCGCCUCAAAGAUCUCAUUGCAUGGCAGAUCCCAUUACUAGGCGGAGGGAUUGCCCUCCACGGGAAGAGAGUGACCGAUGACCUGCGUCCUUUCCAUGAGCGCAUGGAGGAGUGCUUCAAACAGUUGAAGAAAAAAGUGGAGAAGGAAUACGGAGUGAGAGAACUGCCGGACAUGGACGAGAGGAAGUCCACUCGUCCUCGUUCCAUGCUGCGCUCCAUCCGUCAGUCCAUCAUCUCCAGCUCCUCACUGCAGAGCUCUGAAUGUGGGACUCCAACCAGGCUCUACUCAGACAGGGACUUCCCCCCUGAAUCCCCAGCCCCCCGGACCCCGACCCUGCCACGCUCCAGCGGCAGCUUGAGUGUGAGCGCGAUGGAGGAGGUGAUGAUGGUGGGAGACAGCGAGGUCAGACUCAGGAAGAGUAAGAAGAAAAAGAAGAGGAGCAGCAUGAUUUUCAUCAGCGAGGAGAGAGAGAGGACAAGCACACUGGAUUGCAAACGGCUGUCAAAGAAGCAGGAGUUCCGCAGUGACACCAACCUCUCCGAGCCAAAUGAAGAAAGUGUCAUUUUGACCAAUGUCAACUCCAGAUCCCUGCCUGCUAUUACAGGCCUGUCCUUGUCAGUGGUGGGUGGGGCAGAAGAGACAGACAUCACCAGAGCCAGGAGAGACAGCAAGAGCAUGCCUGUCUGUCCGAAUUCUGAUCGAACCGCAGACAGGCGCUCAAAGGGCGUCAUCAACCUCCUCUUCAAGACCAAGAGCUCCAAAUCAGAGGAUGUGAAGCCUGGUGAUCCAGCCAAAGAAAGUGCCAAUCAUUUCUGAUAUUCACUGUUGACACAUCUUAUUUAAUCUCAGUGACUCACUAGUCUACUCAUUCACUUAUUCUCCCAGCCUCUCAGUGUCAGGAUUACUUUUGCCUUAAUAUAAUUGACUUUUUCCUAUCAAUAGCAGCUAUUUUUGACGACUGACCUUUUUGCAGUGAUUGAAAUGCUUCUCAAUAAAGCUAAAUGCCACCUA
Messenger RNA from Myripristis murdjan (pinecone soldierfish), 5775 nucleotides. RefSeq names its product dedicator of cytokinesis 2 (gene dock2). The record is from RefSeq and is a predicted model, not a curated record. The transcript is spliced from 51 exons. Gene Ontology annotation, molecular function: small GTPase binding; guanyl-nucleotide exchange factor activity; GTPase activator activity. NCBI's taxonomy places the organism in Eukaryota, Metazoa, Chordata, Actinopteri, Holocentriformes, Holocentridae. Gene Ontology annotation, biological process: myoblast fusion; actin cytoskeleton organization; small GTPase-mediated signal transduction. Gene Ontology annotation, cellular component: plasma membrane; cytoplasm. Bases 58 to 5580 code for a protein of 1840 amino acids.